AUGGAGGACCCCGGCAGCGGCGUCGGGCAGGCUGCUGGGAGCCCACCUGGGAACGGCAGCUGCGGAGGAGGAGGAGGCAGCAAGGGAAAGCAGGCGUUGCCCAAGGGCCGGGAAAUGUUCAAGAACCAGCGGAGGGAAUCUGAGGUGGGCAGUGUCUUGAGCUGGGGAAGGGAAGGGGGGAACCCGGGGGUGCUGCGGCGUGGGGCGGUUUCUGUCGUCCUCUUCCUUCUCUCAGGCACCUUUGGGGAGUGUGAUACAGAAGCUGACGUCCUGCACUGGUCCCGCUAUAACAGCUUUCUACUCUACCAGAUGGGAACUUUUACUGCCUUCUUGGAGCUGCUCCACAUGGAAACUGACAAUAGCCAGGCCUGUAGCAGUGCCCUACGGAAACCAGCCAUCUCCCUUGCAGACAGCACAGAGCUCAGGGUGUUGCUCAGCGUCAUGUACCUGAUGGUGGAAAACAUUCGCCUGGAACGGGAGACAGACCCUAGCGGAUGGAGGGCGACCCGGGAAACCUUCCGAACAGAGCUGAGCUUUCCAGUGCGCAGUGAGGAGCCAUUUGCCCUCCUGCUCUUCUCCAUGAUCACCAAAUUCUGCAGUGGGCUCGCCCCUCACUUCCCCAUGAAAAAAGUCUUGCUUCUGCUCUGGAAGGUGGUCCUGUUUACGCUGGGGGGUUUUGAGGUCCUGCAAGCCCUGAAAAUACAGAAGAGGGCAGAACUUGGGCUACCCCCAUUAGCAGAGGACAGCAUCCAGGUUGUCCGCAGCAUGAGGGCUGCUUCACCUCCUUCCUAUACCCUGGACCUGGGGGAGUCACAGAUGGCACCACAAUCCUCCAAACAACGAGGCCGCCGGGGACGAAAGCAGCUCCUCACGAAGCAGGACAGCCUGGACAUCUACAAUGAACGGGAUCUCUUCAAGAAUGAGGAGACUCCCCCCGAAGAGGAGGAAGAGGCAGGAGAAGGGGAGAGCACCUUGGAUGGAGAACUUGACCUGCUGGAGCGGGGACCCCUGGUCCCCCCUCUUCUCUCCCAGACACCAACUACUGAGCGUGUGACUUUCCCCAAGGGGUUACCAUGGGCCCCCAAGGUCAGACAGAAGGACAUCGAGCACUUCUUGGAGAUUAGCAGGAACAAGUUCAUCGGCUUCACCCUGGGGCAAGACACAGACACCUUGGUGGGAUUGCCGAGGCCCAUCCAUGAAAGUGUGAAGACUCUGAAGCAGCACAAGUAUGUCUCCAUCUCUGACGUGCAGAUCAAGAAUGAGGAGGAACUGGAGAAGUGUCCCAUGUCCCUGGGAGAAGAGGAGGUGCAGGAGACCCCGUGUGAAAUCCUGUACCAGGCCAUGCUGUAUAACCUCCCGCAGUAUAUGAUUGCUCUGCUGAAGAUUCUCUUGGCUGCAGCCCCAACUUCCAAGGCCAAGACAGAUUCAAUCAACAUCCUGGCAGACGUCUUGCCUGAGGAGAUGCCCAUCACUGUGCUACAGAGCAUGAAACUGGGUAUCGAUGUGAACAGACACAAAGAGAUCAUCGUAAAGAGCAUCUCUGCCGUGUUACUCCUGCUGCUGAAGCACUUCAAACUCAACCACAUCUAUCAGUUUGAAUAUGUGUCUCAGCAUCUGGUGUUUGCCAACUGUAUCCCCUUGAUCCUGAAGUUCUUCAAUCAAAAUAUCUUAUCCUACAUCACAGCCAAGAACAGCAUCUCAGUCCUGGAUUACCCCUCCUGUACCAUCCAUGAUUUGCCAGACCUCACUGCCGAAAGCCUGGAAGCUGGAGACAACAACCAGUUCUGCUGGAGGAACCUAUUUUCCUGCAUCAAUUUACUCAGGCUGCUUAACAAACUGACCAAGUGGAAGCAUUCCAGGACCAUGAUGUUGGUGGUGUUUAAGUCUGCCCCCAUUCUCAAGCGGGCACUCAAGGUCAAGCAGGCCAUGCUGCAGCUGUACGUGCUGAAGCUGCUAAAGAUCCAGACCAAGUACCUGGGGCGUCAGUGGAGGAAAAGCAACAUGAAAACCAUGUCAGCCAUCUAUCAGAAAGUGAGGCACCGCAUGAAUGACGACUGGGCUUACGGCAAUGACAUUGAUGCCAGGCCGUGGGACUUCCAAGCAGAAGAGUGCACUUUAAGGGCCAACAUUGAGGCUUUUAACAGCAGGCGCUACGAUAGACCCCAGGACUCAGAGUUUGCACCGGUGGAUAACUGCUUGCAGAGUGUCCUAGGGCAGAAGCUGGAACUCCCAGAGGAUUUCUACUAUUCAUAUGAGCUCUGGUUGGAGAGGGAGGUGUUUUCACAGCCCAUCUGUUGGGAGGAGCUACUCCAGAGUCACUGACUGGGGCCUCAUCUGUCUCCCACACAAUGCUGAAUGCCAUGGGGAAAACACCCACACGCACACACAAAUGGGAUCCUGCCCACUCUGCUCCUUCCACCUUUUCCCAAGCUCUCCUAAUUUGAAUUCAUCUUUGAAGCUCCAGGUUCGGAAUGGGGAGAGCUUGGUUUGAGGAGGUAUGGGGCAGCCAGAGAGUUGUCUCCAUCCUGGAUCCUGCUCUGCCUGCCCAUCCUUUGGAAACACUCUCUAAAUCCAGGAUAGCCAUGGUGGAGGGGUCAGGGCAAGGAUGGAAGACAGGGUCUCUGGACCAGAACAAGCUACCCUAGAGCA
Molecule: messenger RNA, 2649 nt
Organism: Gracilinanus agilis (Agile Gracile Mouse Opossum)
Lineage: Eukaryota; Metazoa; Chordata; Mammalia; Didelphimorphia; Didelphidae
Gene: STRIP2
Product: striatin interacting protein 2
Exons: 18
Coding region: 1-2322 (773 amino acids)
Biological process (GO): cytoskeleton organization
Cellular component (GO): cytosol
Source: RefSeq, a predicted model, not a curated record